AUUUAGAAGUGAUUUUCACUCCUAAAAAGUGUUGGAAAUAGUUCAACGAUAUCAUCUUGUUGAGACACCGUGGUCAAUUUCUGGGUUUUCCUGCAAAUUCAUGGUAAUGCGAACUUAAAAACCGUUGGGGAAAAUGUUGUGUUAUGAUAAUGGGUCGCAUUCCAAUGACGUCACAAAUAAAAUGGCGCUGCUAUCUACAAAAUGAAACUCUCGACGUCCUGACUCAAGCUCAGAAUUCUGCAUCUAACAUUCGACAUUUCAGUGCAAAAACAGCGUCGAAUAUACCGUGAAUGUGUUAGUGAAUGAUUUUUCUUCUGUUUUUUGUUGUACUUUUGUUGGAAAUAUUGUCAUCGACAUGUCCAAGCGUAAUGGUGAGAUCCCUUUGCCUCAAGGAUGGGAGCUUGGUCGAGAUUACGAUGGCAAAGUGUACUUUAUUGAUCACAACAGCAAGAAAACAACCUGGGUUGAUCCUCGAGACAGGUUAAUAAAGCCCCAAACAUUUGCAGACUGUGUUGGAAAUGAAUUACCUUUAGGUUGGGAAGAAUCAUAUGACUCUCAGGUUGGACCUUUUUACACAAACCACAUAACCCAGACCAAUCAGUUAGAAGACCCUCGGCUAGAAUGGAGGUCUAUACAAGAAGCCAUGCUGAAAGAAUAUCUUCAAACUGCCAAAGAAGACCUUGAAGCCAAGAAAGAGAUCUUGGAUAUAAAACAACAAAGAUUAACUAUUGCACAAGAUGAGUUUCAUCUACUUCGCCAUGCCUACACAGGGCUUGAUGCUUCGCGAACAUCAUUGAAUUCCACAAGCAGUGGGUCAAGCACUAAAUUUGAUCCGGAUUUGUUAAAAGCCGAUGUGGCUUUAGCUAAAAAUAGAGUUGCCCGGUUACGCCGGGAUUUAGAUGUUGCCAGAGCUGAAUUCGCCUACCAGCAACGGGGUAUCGACAUGCUUUCACAAGCUGAAACUAAAUUGUCUUCUUUGCCUUGUGGUUACACAUUGCAAGAAGCACAGGCCAUGAUGGCUGAAUUGCGCAACAUUCAACACUCGCUAUCAAGCGGCGAGAAAGAAAAAGCAGAAUUAAUGGCUUCGUUGUCACGGUUGCGCGACGAUUUAACCCGACUGAAGCCGCUGAACAACGACAUGUCUCCAGAUUUAUCAACGUUAUCCCUUCCACAAGAGAAAUUUAGCACAGCCUCCCAAACAGAUUUAUCAGGCGAAUCAGCUCCAAUUGGAACACGCUUGGCUGAAAUGGCCCGAACUCGUCUUCAGUAUGACGAAGCAAGAAAACAUUUGCAAUAUUUGCAACAGAAAAUGGCAGAACUCGAGGAUAGAAUCGCUCCUGGUCAGAGUGAAUCUGAUAAAGACCGACUUCUGCUCAUUCAGGAGAAAGAACAACUGCUGCGGGAACUGCGCAGCAUCGCACCAAGGUCGCGCUCCAAAACCGAGAUGGAAACGGUUCGAACCAAGAUUCAACGGCUUGAGAAAGAUCUUAGCCAAGCGUUAGAAGCUUCUAAUCGAACUAUAGCCGAUCGACUUAAACUCCACGAAGAAAAACAAAUUUUGUUGCAAUCAAUGAGAUUAGCUUUGCGCAACGUAGCACUUUUAGAAGGGCAGCUCCGUUCACUGUCUGCCAGCACAUUAAGCAUGUCAAGUAGUUCGAGUUUAGGAUCUCUUUCGACUUCAUCUAGGAGCCAUGCAUCGUCCAAGGGCUCUUUAUCAUCUGUGUUAUCGUUUACUGAUAUCUAUGGACCCCCACAAUACUCCGCCAUGGCUAAUGCGGCCUUGCCUGGUCAUGCCAAUACACCUGGAGAAAGCGGAUUAUCUGGCCCACCAGUUGUAAACAUGGCCGACUUACACCGUCGCGUCGAACGACUCCUUGCCAAUCGAGAAAAUAAUAAUAUUAAUUCCAACUCAGUUUCCAUGCAAACGUCCGAACAAGAAGCUAUCUAUGCUAACUUGGUUGCACCACCUAAUUUGCUUAGUUGCAUCAAUUUUGAUCAAGCAGGAAGCACAGUCAGUUACGAACCCAAUUCGUCUGAUUUGCUGUUCAACGGUCCAGCUUUUAAACACCGAUUACCUUCGGAACGGUCGAACGAAUCAGGUGUUUUGAGUGGACUGUCGCCAAUUCCGGAAGCUCAAGGACUUGUAAAUAUGACGUCUGGCAGUGAAGGUACCGAUUGUGGUACAGUUUCAGCUUCGGCUAGUUGCGAGUCGGUGACGGGAGAUAGUGGAGUUUUUGAUGCAUCGUCCAGACGAACUUCAUCUUCGAAUCUCUCUCAUUUAGAAACCGCUCAAGUGAAAGUUGGCCUUAGAUAUGCAUUUGCUGAUGAAUUUCUCCAUGUAACAAUUGAAAGAGCUCGAAAUUUAGUGGCUCUCCUGAUUGAGAACGGCCACAAAGUUUGUAUCAAAGUUACACUGCUCCCUAGCCCAGUAGAAGCAGUAUCAUCUUGUUGCACAAGGUCAAUUACAGAUCUGUCACAAGCUGUGUUUGACGAGAGCUUUCGUUUAGCUGUUGCUUCAACGAAACUCGACACCAAAACGCUACAGAUUUCCGUAUACUCACGACCAGCGACUUCGGAUUCUCAUGAAGAUUGCUUGGGGUGGGCCCAAGUAUCACUGGCGGAUUUUCGGCCUGACACUAACUCUGUCAAGUGGUAUAACAUACUCGCGCUCAGGUGUCUUUCUUCUAGCAGCCAUCCUCUGUCUGGUUCAGCUAGUGAAACUGGAACAGGACUUAAAGAAGAAAGUAGUGACGAGUCAACAAUCGUCUCGUCGCAACCGUCUACCUUAACUCGCAAUCAACGUGGUCCCAUGUCAGAACUAGAAAUAGUUGAGCAGGGGACUGACAGUGAAGACGAAAGUGAAAGUGAGGAUGAAGAAAGUGAAACAGACGAAGAAGAACCAACCGAAGGUGAGAAAAGCGUGAGCCAGGAAAACCUUGUUGACCAAGCGUUGGAGCAAGUUGUGCAAGAUAUUCAAGAAGAAGAUGAAGAGGAGGAAGAAGAAGAACGAGUAUACGCUGUAGAGCCUGUUCAGGUGGCCAACAAAGGGACCAACACGGAGUGUGUAUUUCAACCAGACCGAGGCGCUUUACGAAGACCGUUUGGAGUAGAUGGAUUUCAUCAUCGAGCCAUUUUAGUCAAGCGCUCACAAACGUUUUCACCGAGCGCUGCUGCCAGCCGUGCCGAAUACAUUUGUCGAUUGAAUCGCAGCGACAGUGAUAGCUCCAUGCCACUGUAUCGUCGUGGACCUUUUCAGCGGAACUCAGUCGAAAGGAGGUCUCUUCGUUGGCGAGCUAGCUCGUUGGCAGCCAGUGCAGCAGCGUUGAGUUCAUUUGGGGAGGCCGGUCCCAUGAGAGAAGUACCAGUAACACCCGAUGCACCUGCCAAGACCUCGAGACAUCGAAAAUCCCGCGGACAUCCUGCUACACUACCACCGAGGACAUCUGUAGAUCUGGAGUUGGAUUUGCUAGCUCAGAACAAGCGUCUACAGGAGUUGCAUGAAGAAUUAUCUAAAUUACGUGAAUUAAAGCGUCGCAUGGAAGAUGCUCGGUAUCUUGGCAAUCAAGAUCUCCCUGCAUGGUUGUCGGAAGACGACCGCCUUCAAGCUUUAUUGGAGCAUGCUGAAAAAAGAAAAGAAGAAAAGACUGUUGAAGAACGUAAACUAGAGAAGCUCGUUCGAAGAACCUCCAGAGAAAUCUAUAGACUUCGAAAGAGCAAGGCUGGCAAAGGUCAAAUGGAUGUCAUAUCUUUCAAGGAAAAAAUGGCUUUUUUCACCAAACCGAAUUCGUCGUUUUCCUUUCUUACGCAACCGUUUGAUGACGACGAAGAAUCUUACGUGAUUGCAGCUAAAAACCAAGAGGAACUGAAAGCUACUGGAGAUUUGUUUUGCCAUAAAAACGAAUCUACAGAUGAUGUGCAAAAACCUCGUCUAACUAGUGCUCAAAUCGCCGAACAGAGGUUGGCCCAACUUAGAAGCCACGAAGUCAGGAACUUGACACUCGCUGAACUUCAGCGAUUGCAGCAUUUAACGGGCGACGUUCAUUCACGAAGACUCACUUUGGCUGAAUUGCAAAAGCUUCAGCAACAGGCCCCCAUUGUCGACAGUAGACAUGCGGAACUACUGAAGCCCCGACUUGUGUCUUUUAAAGUCCAAACAGCUCAAGAAUCCCGACCGAUGCCCGAACCAGCAGCCGAGAACGUAACACGUAAAAUCGAGUUUGAUUAUGACUUGGAGUUAGGGGUUGAGGUUUAAGU
Molecule: messenger RNA, 4254 nt
Organism: Daphnia pulicaria
Lineage: Eukaryota; Metazoa; Arthropoda; Branchiopoda; Diplostraca; Daphniidae
Gene: kibra
Product: protein kibra-like
Exons: 15
Coding region: 356-4252 (1298 amino acids)
Biological process (GO): regulation of hippo signaling; regulation of DNA-templated transcription; negative regulation of organ growth
Cellular component (GO): cytoplasm
Molecular function (GO): kinase binding; molecular adaptor activity
Source: RefSeq, a predicted model, not a curated record